UUUGUCAAAAGAAACUGUUUGACACACUUGUUGUAUCCCACAAUUCCUAGCCACCUCCUCUGCUGUCAAAAUGGGGAAACGGCGGAAGCAAAGGAAAGCAGCAGUUGAUAGGGACGUUAUCAGCAGGCUGCCGGAUGAAAUCCUGUGCCACAUCCUCUCAUUCCUUCCAACCAGAACAUCCAUGGCUACCAGCGUGCUCUCUCGCAGGUGGCGCUACCUCUGGGAGAAAGUCCAAGUGUUGGACCUCAACGAUGAUUUCCUUUACACCCAUGACCGUUCAGAUGAGGAAGCAGAAGAGUGCUUUAUUAAUUUUCUCGAAAAGGUUGUGUCGGGUUUCAACCCUCUCAGUAAGGUCCGACUCUCUUGCCGGGCGGAUGACUAUGGGUAUAGAAGACUUUUUGAGUGGAUUGGUUCUGUCCGUGACAGAGUUAGGGAACUGUAUUUUUCUACGAGGACCGAUAGGAUGACUUACACCUUGCCUUUUGAGUAUAUCUAUAGCACUUCGCUCGUGUCGCUCGUUUUGGACGGUAAUAUUAAUAUUAUUUUUGACGAUGUGAAUCUGGAUGGUAAGAUGUUUUUGCCAUCCCUCAAGAAUCUAGAGCUGCAUAUCGACUAUCUGAACAUCGAUGUCUUUCUUUCUGGCUGCCCGGCUCUUGAAACUCUUCGGGUCACUUUAAUUAAGUUCACGACUCGUGAGGCUGAUUUCGAUCUUGAAGCAAUUCACAUGCCUCGUACCUUGAAGAGUUUAACCUUUGAGGAGCGAUAUCACUAUUCCGAAGUUGUGACACUUAAGCGUCUUCAGUUAGACACUACAUCUCUUGAAUAUCUACAUCUCGCAUUACGCUGUGAUUACAAACGGAUUUUGGUUUGUGAUUAUACCAACAUCAAGAAAGCGUGUCUAGACAUUUGGCCUAAGCCUAGGAAUGUUGCUUGGGUUCCUAAGCUCCUCGGGGCACUUUGCGAAACAAAAUUCUUGUGGCUGAAAGUUUCAACAAUCCAGUGCUUGCUUCCUGCACCAGUUCUAGACAUUCCCGAUUUUUGCAAUUUGAUUCAGCUGCAACUUGAUUUUGAAGAUUUCAAGGCUAAACUUCUAAUAGACUUGCUUCACCAUUGUCCUAAGCUUCAAGCUCUAAAAAUUUAUGUAUUGGGGUCCUAUGAUGGUGAAGAUAAUUUUUACUUCUAUUACUUAAAUCCCCAUAAACGCAAUGGUUGGAGACAGCCACGUAGCGUUCCUAAGUGUAUUGUAUCACACUUGAACACAGUUGAAUAUCGAGGAUAUCAGAACACUCCAGAGGAGCAUGAAUUUACUACAUAUAUUUUACAAAGAGGACUUGUUUUGAAGUCAAUGAGAAUUCAUGCUAAAUAUUAUUUCCCCCGCCACUUAAAAUGGGAAAUUUCCCAGGCAUUAUCUGAAAUACAAAUGGGUUCUAGUAUGUGCCGAGUUGAAAUAGACUAACUGAUCAGGUGUGUGGUAAGGACUUUGUUGCUCUAUGCUCUCGGCUCUCUGCUGAACUAUAUGCUUCUUUUGCAUCAAUGGUUACAUGAAUUAUCAGUAAUUUGUUUUUUCCAAUACAUGUCACAAAUUCUAAAUAGUUUGCUAUGAAUGUACGAUCUAAGGGAAUUGGCAAACAGACAGUUCCAUUCUUGGUGGUUGGAUUUGAUAAUGUUGAAGUAUGUAUGUAUUUCCUUUGCUCUUACAAUGUGCUUAAACUAUUGAUCUUACUUUUUGGAGAACUAGAUUGAUAGCAACCCUACACUUAAGACUACUAGCCGUUGCUACAUUGUAAAAAAUA
Messenger RNA from Arachis duranensis, 1793 nucleotides. Its product is annotated as FBD-associated F-box protein At2g26860-like. Gene Ontology annotation, molecular function: protein binding. Bases 71 to 1456 code for a protein of 461 amino acids. The transcript is spliced from 4 exons. Lineage: Eukaryota; Viridiplantae; Streptophyta; Magnoliopsida; Fabales; Fabaceae. The record is from RefSeq and is a predicted model, not a curated record.